GGGAGAGAAGCGGGGCUAGGAGGCGGCAGAAGCUGCCAGACCGCCAGCAAGACCCCCUUCCGGACUGCAGGGCUCGUGCUCUGGGACGGGCGGGCGGCGCUGCCGCAGCCUGCGUGGGUGGACGGGCGAGCAGGCGACGGGCAGCGGCAGGAUGGACCUAGAAGCCUCGCUGCUGCCCACCGGCCCUAAUGCCAGCAACACCUCGGACGGCCCCGAUAACCUCACCUUGGCCGGGUCACCUCCUCGCAGAGGGAGUGUCUCCUACAUCAACAUCAUCAUGCCUUCAGUGUUUGGCACCAUCUGCCUCCUGGGCAUCAUCGGGAACUCCACAGUCAUCUUCGCGGUGGUGAAGAAGUCCAAACUGCACUGGUGCAGCAACGUGCCCGACAUCUUCAUCAUCAACCUCUCGGUGGUGGACCUCCUCUUUCUCCUGGGCAUGCCCUUCAUGAUCCACCAGCUCAUGGGCAAUGGAGUCUGGCACUUUGGAGAGACCAUGUGCACACUCAUCACGGCCAUGGACGCCAACAGUCAGUUCACCAGCACCUACAUCCUGACCGCCAUGGCCAUUGAUCGCUACCUGGCCACCGUCCACCCUAUCUCCUCCACCAAGUUCCGGAAGCCUUCUGUGGCCACCCUGGUGAUCUGCCUCCUGUGGGCCCUCUCCUUCAUCAGCAUCACGCCCGUGUGGCUCUACGCUAGGCUUAUCCCCUUCCCAGGGGGCACGGUGGGCUGUGGCAUCCGCCUGCCCAACCCAGACACUGACCUGUACUGGUUCACCCUGUACCAGUUCUUCCUGGCCUUCGCCCUGCCCUUUGUGGUCAUCACAGCUGCGUAUGUGAGGAUCCUGCAGCGCAUGAUGUCCUCCGUAGCUCCCGCCUCUCAGCGCAGCAUCCGGCUGCGGACAAAGAGGGUGACUCGUACAGCCAUCGCCAUCUGCCUGGUCUUCUUUGUGUGCUGGGCCCCCUACUAUGUGCUGCAGCUGACCCAGUUGUACAUCAGCCGCCCGACACUCACCUUUGUGUACCUGUACAACGCAGCCAUCAGCUUGGGCUAUGCCAACAGCUGCCUCAAUCCCUUUGUGUACAUCGUGCUCUGUGAGACAUUCCGCAAACGCUUGGUCCUAUCGGUGAAGCCGGCUGCCCAGGGGCGGCUUCGAGCUGUCAGCAAUGUCCACACAGCUGAUGAGGAGAGGACAGAAAGCAAGGGCACCUGA
Prionailurus viverrinus (fishing cat) is the source of this 1213-nucleotide messenger RNA. It is a transcript of the gene MCHR1, whose product is annotated as melanin concentrating hormone receptor 1. NCBI's taxonomy places the organism in Eukaryota, Metazoa, Chordata, Mammalia, Carnivora, Felidae. The record is from RefSeq and is a predicted model, not a curated record. Gene Ontology annotation, molecular function: melanin-concentrating hormone receptor activity; neuropeptide binding. Gene Ontology annotation, cellular component: membrane; neuron projection. The transcript is spliced from 2 exons. Gene Ontology annotation, biological process: neuropeptide signaling pathway. Bases 152 to 1213 code for a protein of 353 amino acids.